Molecule: messenger RNA, 380 nt
Organism: Rotaria sp. Silwood1
Lineage: Eukaryota; Metazoa; Rotifera; Eurotatoria; Philodinida; Philodinidae
Source: the annotation of a GenBank genome assembly
CCGAAUUUGCCAAGAAAAAAACAUCUGAUGGAACAACUCCAUUAGUCGAUGGCCGUGACUAUACUAUGAAAUUAAUUGAAAAAAAGUUGACACCACCUUUAACUGAUCAUGAUAUUAGUAUCAUUCAUCAGUGGGCAAAAAAAAUUGCUCAAGAGUCAAUAAAACUGCAUGAAAAUCCUAUGGGAAUUGGAUAUGUAGUUGAUCGAAGUUUAGGAACAGAUAAACAUGUUUUUAGUAUUUUAGGACCUCAUUUAGGACAUUAUUAUGGUGAUAUUACUAUUGUCUGCAAAAAGGAAAUAAUGUUUCAUCUCGAUGCCAAUUUUUCCAUUCAAGCUGGAACUAGUUUUGGUCCUAGCGGAAAUGCUUACAAACGUUCAUAA